AUGUCGGACAGUCAUUCAGUAAUGUUGAAUAUUCUUAAAAGGAAUAGAUUAACAUCUCCCAGCAGCAAUGUUAAAUACUCCAAUUUUAAAGAUGCAUGUAGCACUUCAGUAUUUCUGGACAGCAGAUGCAAUGAGUCAAUAAAAGAUCCUGAUGUAGAACAUAAAGAAGCACCGAGUGUAACAAGUUUAUCAUUGCUACAAGAGCAUUCUGAGCACAUUCAUCCAAAUGCCCUCUUUCCUGGGUCAUCAUCUAUUGAAAAUGAAAUGAAUUCUAUCUCCUCAUCAGAAAGAAGAGAAGCAAAUAGAAGUGUAGAUUUCUUUGAAACUCCUAAAGUGAGUAGAAAAGGCUCCUCACUACGCAGGAGACUGCUUUUAUAUAAGACUGUUCCAGCUGGCACAACUGUAGGAUGCUGUGAAAGACAAGCUAGUUCUUCAGGAAGCAGCAGGAAAAAAAUAUUCUCUUGUGUUCUGAGCUCUGAAAAAAAGCUUUUACAAACUACUUCAGAUUCUCCAAAAGAUAAAAGUUACAAACCUCUGACAACUAGCACUUCAAAAACUGAGGACUCUAAUCCCGAUUGCUCAAAAUGGAGACUUUCCUUUUCACAACAAAGGACUUCUACGCUAGAUGAGUCCAAAUGUAAAGACCCCUUAUUGCUAGAACCAGAAUGUUUAUCUCCAAUUCAGUGUAAGGAUGCUAUUGUUAGUAAUGCUAAUGAAUUCAAUGAAAGUGUCCUUAUGAGUGCUAGUGAUGGGUUGCUUAGGACUCCUACUUACAGUGUGUUACCUGAGGCCAGUGAGGGUAAGUUCCUGACUUCUAUCAACAGUCUUGUGGAGAACUUUAACUUCGAAAUAUGUGAUAUAAACUCUCCGCCUGUAAAGCUGGCAAGUUACCCAGAUCUUUCAACACCUGAGGAUAGUGGAUAUAAUUCACUUCAUUUGGACAAAUCAGGAGACUCAUUGUCUGAUCAUGAGGGAUCUUUCCAAGAGUUCUUCCAAAACCGUAAAGAAGGUUCCAAAAUUCUGGAUAGUAAAAGAAAGACAAGAAAACUUGAACGAGUUAGAAGGUUAUCCACUCUUCGGGAACAAGGCUCACAGUCAGAGACAGAAGAUCAUCAUGGUGGUCCUUCUAUUUCAGCAUGUACGUUAUCAGAAGAAAGAAACUUUGUCAGUGAAGACCGUGCAUUAGUUUUAGAAGAACAGCCUGGUGGAGACCUAGCUGUAAGUCAUGGAGAUCUUGCAAGGACUCCAGCUCUGAAAAUAGUUCAUGAAAUUUGCUUGCAAAGACAAAGAUCAGACCAAAAUCAAAUAUCAGAGCAUAUUGAUGGAACAGAAAUAUUUGCAUUAGAACAUGUUCUUGCUGGACUUAUUGGCAAGAAAAUGGGCCUUGAAAAAUUAGAUAUUUUAACAGAAUUAAAAUACAGAAAUUUAAAACAUGUUCUUGCUAUAGUUUUAGAUGCUUUGACAGUGGAAAGUCUAUGCAGCAUUUGGAAAGUAAGCAAAAAUUGGCGUGAAAUCAUUGUACAAGAUAAAAGUGCAGAUAAGAGGAGAAAGUUGUACAUAAAACACCUGAAAGAAGAAGCUGGGGAAUAUUUCUUGAAAGCUGAAGAUGCUGCCACAAGACUUAAUGUUCUCAAUAGAUCUGCUCUAAGGCCCGUUCAAGCUCAAGCCAGAACUCCUGUAGUACAAACACCACCUUCACAUACUGAACUUACACCCAGGAGAUGCAGUUCUGUUCCCCAUUCAACUAGCAGACAGGAAGAAUACAUAAAAGUUGCUAAAACUCUGUUCACUGAUGAAGCUCUAAAACCCUGUCCAAGAUGUCAAUAUCCUGCUAAAUAUCAAUUGGUAAAGAAACGGGGACUAUGUAGCAGAGAGGCAUGUGCAUUUGAGUUCUGUAUUUUAUGUCUGCAUGCUUUCCAUGGGUCAAAAGAAUGUAAUAGUUUAUCUGCAAAAUGGAAGAACAAAAAAGAUGCUCCUCCAGGAAGCACCCAAAGCAAAAGAAAUUUAAAAAGACUCUAA
Messenger RNA from Gavia stellata (red-throated loon), 2019 nucleotides. RefSeq names its product F-box protein 43 (gene FBXO43). Gene Ontology annotation, molecular function: zinc ion binding. The transcript is spliced from 4 exons. Gene Ontology annotation, biological process: negative regulation of meiotic nuclear division; regulation of mitotic nuclear division. The record is from RefSeq and is a predicted model, not a curated record. Bases 1 to 2019 code for a protein of 672 amino acids. Gene Ontology annotation, cellular component: nucleus. Lineage: Eukaryota; Metazoa; Chordata; Aves; Gaviiformes; Gaviidae.